UUUGUAUUCUCUCUCCACAGUUAUCUUCCUCAUCCCAUAUUUUGUAUGUUCCUUGUUUCUUGCGACUCCUCUCUUGUUCCUGGAGAUGGCACUCGGUCAAUACACCUCCUCGGGUCCCAUCAGAGCCUGGAAGAUAUGCCCAAUUUUCCAAGGUAUUGGUGUCGCCACCACUGUCGUUGCUUGGUGGCGUAACAUCUACUAUAACGUCAUCCUGGCCUGGACCCUGUACUACCUGUACAGUUCAUGCAUUGGUGGUGAGCUCCCCUGGGCGAGAUGCAAUAAUGAAUGGAAUACAGCUUCAUGCUUGAAUUACGGCAAUGAAUGGGUGUGCGUCAAUGGAACCUAUAUUCCCAUCGACAAGUGGAAUGCUCCACCGGAGGAAUCACCAGCCCCAUCGUGGAGCAGUUGGAAUGAAGCAGUGCCCUUAGAUGACUCUGACCAAUGUGGUAAUUACCCAUUAACAACCAACCCGGCCCAGGAGUUCUGGAGAAUCAAGGUGUUAGGCCAAACAGGGACGGGCGGAAGAGGUAUUGUCGGGCAUCUUGCCCUAACCCUCUUCCUCGCAUGGACGCUCGUAUACUUUGGCCUCCGGAAGGGAGUUAAAUGGAGCGGCAAGGUGGCUUAUUUCACCGUUCCCUUCAUACACCUUGUAUUCGCCGUGCUUAUGAUACGUGGGAUUACUUUACCAGGAGCAUAUGAUGGUUUGAUUUUUUAUCUCAAACCCAUCCCAUCUCGACUAAAUGCACAGGCGUGGAUAGCCGCUGGAACAGAAGUUUUCUAUUCCUUCUCGAUUGGACUAGGUGCUUUCACAGCCCUUGGAAGCUUCAACAAAUUCCACUACAAUUUCUAUAGGGAUAGCAUAAUCGCAGCAUAUUUAAAUGUGUGGACGAGUAUCUACAGUGGCAUCAUCGUCUUUACAUUUCUCGGCGUCGAAGCGUACAGUGAGGGAAUCUCCCCCGGCGUAAUCAUUGCUGAUGGUUCCGGUUCUGGUCGAUUUUUCAAGGUCUUUCCGCGUUCUUUAGCUGCAUUGCCUGUACCAAGGGUCUGGUCUAUAUUUUUUUUCCUAGCGGUCCUAACGAUUGGGCUAAACUCUCAGCUCGUCACGGUGAAGGCGUUCAUCACGUCUGUCUUGGAUCUUUUCCCUACCUGGCUGCGGAUUGGGUAUUAUAAAGAGGUAUUCGUGUUGGGAGUCUGCUUUCUAAACUUCCUGAUUGGCCUCAGUAUGGUAACUCAGGAUGGUGAAUACGUCUUAUGGCUCUUUGAUGCCUAUGGGUCUGGUAUCUUUCCUCUCAUUUGGAUAUGUUUCUUCGAGAGCAUCGCCAUCGGAUGGGUUUAUGGAGUUAGAAAGUUUUCCUUCAACAUUGCCGAAAUGCUAAGAUGGAAACAGAUCGAAUGGUACAUAAUCUGCUGGAUAGCCACUGUUCCUGUUAUUGCUCUGUUCGUUUGGAUCAACAACAUAGUUUCAUGGUCCACGCUGUCCUUGUUCUCGAACCCCCUUGGCAUCUGUAUGGCCCUCUCAUCGAUGGUGUGCAUUCCCGCCGGAAUGGUCUACGCCGUCUUCUACCAAUUGAUCAAAGGUGAUGGGCCCACUUUCACGAGGCUGGAAAGGGUUAUCCAACCCGCUAUCGUUCCUGUUCUUGACGAAGUACAUCCAGAUUGUUUCGAAAUGUUAUAAUAUCAUGAAAGUCGAUAAAAAAAGGAUUAUGUAAAAUUGGAAGGGAUUGAAAGAAUAAUCAUGGAAUUGCUCCUUGAAAUUUUGACUUUGCCGAAAUAAUGUAAAUACUUUAAAUUAUUUAAUUUGCUUUUGUCUCACGUUAUAUCUGAUGAGAAUUCCAAGCCAUUGGAUUGCAAACUUAAAUCGGAUACAAGUUUGCGUCAAUAUAAAAUGGUGACAGAGUUCGUAAAAGAGCAAAAUCAUAAUAAUAAUCGUGCCUAUUUUUUGUCUUCUUUUUCCUCCUCAAUAUAUCAUGGGAGCUUGGCUUAGAGUACAUUUAAAUCGUAUCUGAAAAUAUUGACAUAAGUGUAAUUAUGGGCAGAAUGUUUUUAAUGAGCUAUUUAACGUUAAUACUUUUGACUUUCUUUACCUGGCGAACAAGAACAAUUUUUGACGGCGUCAUUAUGUUUCAGAGUAGCCAAAUGUACUAGGUCUCAGUUUGGUUAUAAACAUUAUCAUGAGGAAUUUGUAGUAAACCAUUUUUUGAACAUUCUAACUGUCUUGAAAUACCUUGAUCAUGAAAGACAAGAAUUUAAGCUACAUGCUGCAUUAUGUGUGCUGGAAUGUACGUGCGUAUGUGGGUGAGUGUGUUAUAGUGCGUGUGUGGGUGAGUGUUUUAUAGUGCGCGUGAG
Messenger RNA from Strongylocentrotus purpuratus (purple sea urchin), 2346 nucleotides. RefSeq names its product sodium- and chloride-dependent taurine transporter-like. The record is from RefSeq and is a predicted model, not a curated record. The transcript is spliced from 13 exons. Gene Ontology annotation, cellular component: membrane. Gene Ontology annotation, biological process: sodium ion transmembrane transport. Bases 86 to 1675 code for a protein of 529 amino acids. Lineage: Eukaryota; Metazoa; Echinodermata; Echinoidea; Camarodonta; Strongylocentrotidae.